AUGGCCGCUGCACCAGCCGAUCUUAAUUGCACCGAACUCGUUGGUGCUGAUUCUAAAGCACGUAAAUACUGUGAAUACUCGGAGAAUGCGGUGAACUGCAAUGACAAAUUCUCGAGUGCAACGUGCCUAGUGAUCUACACAGCGGCAGUGAAGGUCGGCACCAGUGACGAGAGAAACGCUAAGUGCUUUCAGAAUGCUGCCAAUCAACGUGACGAAGAGGUGGUGCAGGUGGCAGUGCAAACUUGCCCAAAGACGUGCGGUUACUGUUGCAUUACGCCAGCGUACAAUUGUAAAAACAAAGAUGCGGUAAUUCAACUUCUCCUGUAUGAGCAAAAUUCUGAAGUUAAACCAUGA
Molecule: messenger RNA, 354 nt
Organism: Angiostrongylus costaricensis
Lineage: Eukaryota; Metazoa; Nematoda; Chromadorea; Rhabditida; Metastrongylidae
Source: the annotation of a GenBank genome assembly